CACCAGCCUCAGCGCAGCUCAGCGCUGUGGGCACUGUGGCUGUGGGGGACCUGAGGGGAUGACAUGAAGAUGGAAUUCUCUAAGUUCCACAGAUUGUUUCUUUCUCAAAAAUAUCCUCCUUUAAAGCUUCAAAUUCUUUAAUUUUUGAUUUAAAAGAACAAUUGUACCAUGGGGAAGAAAUCUUCCUUCAAACAAUAGUUCAGUAGUUCUGAAGUGAAAUAAUUUGGGGGGAUAAACAGCAAUGCCAAAGAACUUCAGAGUGUGCUAUAUCUGUGGGAGAGAGUUUGGAUCAAAGUCAAUUGAUUUCCAUGAACCCCAGUGCCUGAAGAAAUGGCAUAUUGAGAAUGAUAAACUACCAAAACACCAAAGAAGACCUGAACCGAUAAAGCCACAGGCUUUGAAAGCUGGUGGUUCAACUGACGUUCAAGCUUUAAAUGAAGCAGCUUGGGAAAGUGUAACUGCCCAGUAUGUACCCUGUGAAAACUGUGGUCGAACAUUUCUACCCGAUCGCCUCAUUGUACAUCAGAAAAGCUGCAAACCAAAAGAUGGAAGCAUGUCAUCUUCACAAUCAACAUCACCUCAGUCAAGUUCGAAUUACAGUUCACCACGAAUAGCGAGACGCCCAACAACAAUUAUCUGUUACAUUUGCGGCCGAGAGUUUGGAACUACAUCUAUAAGUAUCCAUGAACCCCAGUGUUUGAAAAAAUGGCACAUUGAGAAUGAUAAGCUUCCAAAGCAUUUACAGAGGCCUGAACCCAAGAAAGUUGCAGUCAUGUCUUUAACAGGUACAGGUUCAUAUGAUCCAGAGGCUUUAAAUGAGGCGGCCUGGCAAAGUUCCUUGGCCCAAUUGAUACCUUGUGAUAACUGUGGACGUACUUUCCUACCAGACAGACUGAUUGUCCAUCAACGAUCAUGUAAACCAAGUGUUCCAAAAUGACGGUCCAGCUCAAACUGACGUCUCAUGAUUGACAUUAGGCUGGAAAGUAUGGGUCCUAAAAUGGGUCCUAUGAGACAAUAAAAUAAAAAAAGUGA
Callorhinchus milii (elephant shark) is the source of this 1032-nucleotide messenger RNA. Its product is annotated as zinc finger protein 474. The record is from RefSeq and is a predicted model, not a curated record. The coding region runs from base 242 to 937 and encodes 231 amino acids. The transcript is spliced from 4 exons. Lineage: Eukaryota; Metazoa; Chordata; Chondrichthyes; Chimaeriformes; Callorhinchidae.